Cantharellus anzutake is the source of this 1277-nucleotide messenger RNA. RefSeq lists its product as uncharacterized. The transcript has 7 exons. Lineage: Eukaryota; Fungi; Basidiomycota; Agaricomycetes; Cantharellales; Hydnaceae. The record is from RefSeq and is a predicted model, not a curated record. The coding region runs from base 165 to 1175 and encodes 336 amino acids.
CAUUGUUUCCGAACUACCCUCUCGGUUCCGACUCUGCGCUUACAUAUCGCAAGAGCGAGGCUAAGAAUAAGGUAGUGCCUUUGAGGGAUGGUGCUCCCAUAGAAGAAGACCCCGAUCAUCCUAAGGAAUAUUUAUUGGCCGAUGGAGACAAACUCGAAAAGGGGAUGGUCAUCUCAAUCAGAAAUCUUCCGAUACAUGCCUUCAUUGCCGCUUCAUCUGUUUCAAGGGACGCCGCUCAAGAUUUAUCCCAACGAGCCACAAAAUUUGGUGUUCGCGUAGCUCGAAGUUGGUCCGAGUUCACAACCCAUUACAUCAUAGACCGCUUCCCUGACGUGUCCGGCGCCCUCUCCCUGGAGCCUCGAACUAAACAGAGAAGAAAGGGGUUAAAUAUCGAUACUUCCUUCAAAGAAAAGCCCUCGCUGCAAUGGGUCUGUGGGCUUCUAGCAGAGUCUCAAACUCAUUUCAUCAAAGUCUCGUGGCUCGAAGCCUUCGUUCGAAAGGGAGAGCUACCCCGUGGUAGUAGGAAUUAUGAGGAGAAAUACGACCCACCGAAUGAGCAGGACUACCUUCCUGACGGCCCGAACCCUGAGCUGUGGGUAUGGAAAGAGAAGCGCGUUAAGAUGUUCAAGCAAAUGACCUUCUUUGUCGUCUAUCAUGGCAUAACGGUGGAUAAAACAUUUGAAACACUAAUCAAAAUUGGCGGUGGGAACGUCCAUUCGUACAGCAUCUCUUCGGACAAAGCCAUCCCCUCCGCUGAAAAAUGGGCCCAAAUUAUCCAAAAAACUACGAAAAGGAAAUCCGGGGGGAAUGACUCCGGCUCGCCUCUUGUUGUUUUAGUGGGGCUGCAAAAAGAGGUCCUGGAGACUUAUGAAGAUUGGAGAUAUCUGUACCUGGAGGGCGCUAAGAUGAUGGAUAUGCAAUUUGUCUCCCGAACAGGAGGACGCCCGUCUACCCAUGCAAUAUGCAUCCUCCUACACGCCCCCCGUGGUAGAUUCGGUUCCCCCAAAGCGGCCCAUCCCCUCCAAUGCUGGACAAGAUUCCCCCACUCCAGCAGGGCCGUCCCCUCUGGACCUCUCCCAUGCAUCUUCGAGCGUGGACAAAAUCACCGAAGUCCCUGGACAAUCUGCCAUUCAAGAAGCCUCUGGCGAUACUCUGUCGCGACUUUUGCCGCCUAGAAGAAGGAACCGUACCGUAGCUCCCCUAGGUGCAGCCCUCUUUGGGUUAGAUGACGACAGCACUAUUAUCGAGGAAAGUCCAAAGAUAGAAAUUUCUACUUC